CUCUCUCUCUCUCUCUCUCAAUCGGGUUGAAAUUGAAACCCUAGCUUCUGCUCAUCGCUGCUGUUCCCUUGAAUUCCUCCAUUUUGAUCUUCAAUCUCUUCAGAAGAAGCGAAUCGAUGACGCAGGACGUGGAGAUGAAGGAGGCCCAGCAGCAGCCUCCACCUCCCUCGAACUCCGUCUCCUCUGCUGCCGCUCCGUUCACCCUCCAGCAUCUGAAGGAAAUCGCGUCGCUGAUUGAGAGUGGUGCUUACCUGAAGGAAGUGCGAUGGAUCGUGAGGGCCGUGCGGCUUACCAUUAUGCUCCGGCGGAAGCUCCGGGCAUCGAUAGUUUCUGCUUUUCUUGGCUUUGCGCUCACUCCGGGAUCGGAUGUUCACUCAAAGCUCUCGUCUUUCAUCCCUAAGGAAGAAGAGCACGAUAUGGAUGUGGACACAGCAACUUCAGGUGCUCAGGGUCUUGGCAAGCAUCCUCUACCAGAGCUGGAGAUGUACUGUUACAUGCUUGUAUUAAUAUUUUUGAUUGAUCAAAAGAAAUACAAUGAGGCUAAAGCUUGUUCCUCUGCAAGCAUUGCACGCCUAAAGAACAUAAACAGGAGAACUGUUGAUGUUUUAGCCUCUAGGCUGUAUUUCUAUUAUUCUUACAGCUAUGAACUUACAGAUAGUCUUGCUGAAAUUCGUGGGAAACUCCUUGAGUUGCACCGAAUGGCCACCCUAAGACGUGAUGAACUUGGUCAGGAAACCCUUCUCAACUUGCUGCUCCGCAACUACCUCCAUUAUAAUUUAUAUGACCAGGCAGAAAAAUUGAGGUCAAAAGCGCCUCGCUUUGAGGCUCAUUCAAACCAACAGUUCUGCCGGUAUCUCUUUUAUCUUGGAAAAAUCAGGACUAUCCAAUUGGAGUAUACAGAUGCUAAGGAAAGCCUCCUGCAAGCUGCUAGAAAGGCGCCUGUUGCAGCCCGAGGUUUCCGAAUUCAGUGCAACAAGUGGGCUAUCAUAGUUCGCCUGCUUCUUGGGGAAAUUCCAGAGAGGACUGUCUUCAUGCAGAAAGGCAUGAAGAAGGCAUUGACACCCUACUUUGAACUAACAAAUGCUGUGCGAAUUGGUGAUUUGGAGCUGUUUAAGACUGUUGCUGAAAAAUUCUCAACCACCUUCAGCUCCGACAGGACACACAAUCUGAUCGUGAGGCUUCGUCACAAUGUGAUAAGGACCGGUCUUCGAAAUAUUAGCAUAGCAUACUCCCGCAUAUCACUGGCAGAUGUAGCUAGAAAACUGAGAUUGGACUCUGAAAAUCCAGUGGCAGAUGCUGAGAGCAUUGUUGCAAAGGCUAUCCGAGAUGGUGCCAUCGAUGCUACCAUUGAUCAUGCAAAUGGAUGGAUGGUCUCAAAAGAAACCGGAGACGUCUACUCAACAAACGAGCCCCAGUUUGCCUUCAAUUCAAGGAUUGCCUUCUGCUUGAACAUGCACAAUGAAGCCGUGCGAGCGCUGAGGUUCCCCCCAAACUCCCACAAGGAGAAAGAAAGUGCUGAGAAGCGCCGGGAGAGGCAGCAACAAGAGCAGGAACUUGCCAAACAUAUUGCUGAGGAGGAUGACGAUGACUUUUAAGCUAAGGUUCAUUCAGUUACUCUCUCAUGCAGAAGAUUGUUACAACUAUAAACAUUCAUGAAUGUUACUAAGUAUUGUUAAAUUAAUGCUUCAAACCCCUUUUGGUGUGUUUAUGUUUGUAGACAUUUCAUUUUUUCAAACUCUUUAAUGUAUGAGCAUCAAGUUAUCAUUUUGGAUCGGUCA
Molecule: messenger RNA, 1778 nt
Organism: Dioscorea cayenensis subsp. rotundata (Guinea yam)
Lineage: Eukaryota; Viridiplantae; Streptophyta; Magnoliopsida; Dioscoreales; Dioscoreaceae
Product: probable 26S proteasome non-ATPase regulatory subunit 3
Exons: 8
Coding region: 117-1595 (492 amino acids)
Biological process (GO): regulation of protein catabolic process; ubiquitin-dependent protein catabolic process
Cellular component (GO): proteasome regulatory particle, lid subcomplex; proteasome complex
Molecular function (GO): enzyme regulator activity
Source: RefSeq, a predicted model, not a curated record